Talaromyces stipitatus ATCC 10500 is the source of this 709-nucleotide messenger RNA. RefSeq lists its product as uncharacterized. The record is from RefSeq and is a predicted model, not a curated record. NCBI's taxonomy places the organism in Eukaryota, Fungi, Ascomycota, Eurotiomycetes, Eurotiales, Trichocomaceae. Bases 1 to 657 code for a protein of 218 amino acids. The transcript has 2 exons.
AUGAAGCAGAACCGUCUCAGACAAAUAGCACCAGGAUUGCAACGCCGAUUCCCACGAAGUCGUUGCUUAUCCCCUAUUCCUCGGCUCUUCUCAAGCUUUCGACCUGCGCAGCAACAAUGCCAUUCUACCAAAAAAGCCCCUUGCAAUAAGAGUAGUGGGCGAUCAAAUUCAGAAACUCCUCGAAAGCCGCGAUUGAGGUCAGUGUUUGAUCCCGGGUUCUGGACCUGCAAAUCAACCUGGAAGCGCGCAGGAAUCAACACGUUACGCUGUCUUGUCGGCUGCACACUUGGCGAUUUCUCCGCAUUAUGGAUGCUGCAAACUUAUUAUCCUGGACUGGGCAUGGGAGUUAUCAUGGGUGCAUCUAUGGCAUCAGGGAUCACAACAUCAAUAAUCCUUGAAACCAUCCUUCUCCGCCGUGGCGUGGAUCAACUUUCAUGGCUGAUGGCAGCUCGCACCGCGAUGGGAAUGAGUAUGGCAUCCAUGCUGGCCAUGGAGGCCGCUGAGAAUAUCGUUGAUUAUCAUCUCACGGGAGGUGUAGUAGAUAUCAGCGACCCGAAAUUCUGGACAGCGGCGGCAGCGUCUAUGGCAGCUGGAUAUUUGGCGCCGUUGCCGUAUAAUUAUUUACGGCUUCGGAAGUAUGGGAAAGCUUGUCAUUGAGAGGAGUUCGAAGCAUAAAAACUUUGUGGUUUAUCUGAGUUGUUCUUCAUUC